This is a messenger RNA of Mucor mucedo, 675 nucleotides long. RefSeq lists its product as uncharacterized. Bases 1 to 675 code for a protein of 224 amino acids. The transcript has 4 exons. The record is from RefSeq and is a predicted model, not a curated record. NCBI's taxonomy places the organism in Eukaryota, Fungi, Mucoromycota, Mucoromycetes, Mucorales, Mucoraceae.
AUGUCAAACAUUCAAUUGCCAUCCGAAGAAGAACAAUCUACGGCCUCGCCAAUUGAGGAGAGACCAAUGGCUGUGCCAAGAAAAAGAAUGGCCAAAGAAAACCAUGAGGGUAGCUCUUCUGCCAAGAAAGGCAAAUCGUAUGCCUCAAACCCAUACAUUGAUGACGAGGCCUCGUGUCAAAAUGACACUGAAGAAUCCAAUACAAUCAGUGUCGUCGAACCAGUAGAGGUUCCUACCACCCCUUCCAAGGAGGCGGAUGCUAUCAUUACCCCAACUGUCGCAAUUCGACAAAACAUAGUCUUAAAAAUGCCUACUAUGACAGCCACCACCGAGCAAAAAGACAUUGAUAACUUUCUGAAAGAUAUCUUCUUUUAUUUCAAUGCUGGUCAGACUUACGAUGUCUUGGGAAAGUGCAUCCAAUACGUCGGAUGUUAUCACUUUUUUUGUUUCUUGGCAGAAUCGAAAUUACAAGGCCAAGGAACACAUAAAAAACAUAUGCAAGCAAUCAAAGACGGUCAAUCCAUUAAAUACCAGACCACACUUUUAAAAGCUGCCGGUAAAAGACACAAUGUGUUACUUAAGGACUUUAAGUACGGCGCUCUUGCCAUUGUAAUUCCUAACUCCGUUGCAGCCUUUGAGCGAUGGAGCUGGGAAAAAUUCCCAAACAUUCAUUAG